UGCUCUUGUUAGCCCCACCAUGAUCAGAGACCAACUUCUGCCAAAAAUAGAUGAAUUCAUGAGAUCCCACCUAUGCAAUUGGGAUAACAAAGUCAUUGACAUUCAAGAAAAAACCAAAGAGAUGGCAUUCCUAUCAUCUCUCAAGCAAAUUGCUGGUAUAGAAUCUGGAUCAAUAACUCAGACAUUCAUGAGUGAAUUCUUUAAGCUUGUAUUAGGAACCCUUUCACUGCCUAUCAACCUUCCUAGCACAAAUUAUAAUAGGGGGUGUCAGGCAAGGAAGAACAUUAUCAGCAUGUUGAGACAACUUAUUGAGGAGAGAAGAGCUUCCAAAGAAAUCCAACAUGACAUGCUUGGUUUACUAUUGAAUGGUGAUGAAAAUAGACAUAAACUAACUGAUGAACAGAUAAUGGACCAAAUCAUAACAAUUUUGUAUUCUGGGUAUGAGACUGUUUCAACUACUUCAAUGAUGGCUGUCAAGUAUCUUUGUGAUCAUCCAAGAGUUCUUGAAGAACUCAGAAAUGAACACUUGGCAAUUAGAGAAAGGAAAAGGCCAGAGGAUCCAAUUGACUGGAAUGACUUCAAAUCUUUGUGUUUCACCCGGGCUGUGAUCAAUGAGACCUCAAGAUUAGCUACAAUUGUUAAUGGUGUCUUGAGAAAAACAACUCAAGAUAUGGAACUGAAUGGAUAUGUUAUUCCCCAAGGAUGGAGGAUAUAUGUGUAUACGAGAGAGAUCAACUAUGAUCCACGUCUAUACCCUGAGCCUUUUUCCUUCAAUCCAUGGAGAUGGCUGGAUAAAAGCUUGGAGACACAGAACUACAAUUUCAUAUUUGGAGGAGGCAGUAGGCAGUGUCCAGGGAAAGAACUGGGAGUAGCAGAAAUUUCUACAUUCCUUCAUUACUUUGUAACUAGAUACAGAUGGGAAGAAGUAGGGGGAGAAAAGCUGAUGAAAUUUCCAAGAGUUGAAGCACCAAAUGGACUGCACCUUAGGGUUUCAACUUACUGACUAACCCCAUGAUUGUACAGAAGACAUAUAACAUAUUAAUAGGAACAUUGAUGUACCAAAAUGUUCUGCUAACACACUAGAAUUUUGAAUGAAAUUGACAAA
Molecule: messenger RNA, 1105 nt
Organism: Ilex paraguariensis (yerba mate)
Lineage: Eukaryota; Viridiplantae; Streptophyta; Magnoliopsida; Aquifoliales; Aquifoliaceae
Source: the annotation of a GenBank genome assembly